GCGGGGCCGGGAGGCGCUGGUCGGUUGCCAGGGGCAACGUGGGGGCCUAGGGCCGGGGCGCGGAGCCUGAGCGCGAGAGAGAGAGAGAGAGAGAGAGAGAGCGAGCGCGAGCCCGGGGCCCUGCCGCGACCCCCCGGCCCGGCGCUGCGGGGCCAUGGCGCUGGUCAGCGGGCUGGUGCCGGCCCGGUUCCUGACCCUCACGGCCCACCUCGUGCUCGUCGUCACCCUCUUCUGGUCGCGGGACAACAACGUCCUCGCCUCGCUGCCCCUGCAGUACAGCCAGCAACAGUACGAGCGCCAGGACCUGGAGCUGGUGGUGGCCCUGUCAGUGACGCUGGGCUUGUUCGCCGUGGAGCUGGCCGGCUUCUUCUCCGGGGUGUCCAUGUUCAACAACACGCAGAGUCUGCUCUCCAUCGGGGCCCACGCUGCCGCUGCCGUGGCCCUCCUCUUCUUCCUCUUCGACCAGUGGGACAGCAGCCUCUACUGGUGGAUCUUUGCCUUCUGCAGCGCCCUGCCCGCGGCCUUCGAGAUCCUGCUCUUCGUGUCCGUCUUCGGGUUCAAGAGGAAGCCCCUGUGAGCCGGAGCCGGCCCCCCGGGAGGUCUGUUCCGCUGGCCCCACAGGCUCUGAGCCGGGGGGUGGAUACGCCGGACGGGGCGCUCGCCAGCGCCCGCCGCUGCUCCUCAGCCCCACAGGCCCGGCGCUGGACGGGGCAGCUGGUGGUGGGGUGGCUGCAUGGGGCAGUCAGGACCUGGUGCUCUGCCUCUAGGGGGCAGGGCUGAAUUAGCCCCCUAGGAGCCUGCAGCGAGCUGCACCAGGACGCCCCAGCGGCGGCAGGCGGGACUGCCCCCUGCGUCAGCCCCAUGGGACCCUGCAGCGCCCCCCAGGGGCAACAGGCUGGACUGCACCCUGCGUCAGCCCCAUGGGACCCUGCAGCGCCCCUCAGGGGCAACAGGCGGGACUGCCCCCUGCGUCAGCCCCAUGGGACCCUGCAGCGCCCCCCAGGGGCAACAGGCUGGACUGCACCCUGCGUCAGCCCCAUGGGACCCUGCAGCGCCCCUCGGGG
Molecule: messenger RNA, 1064 nt
Organism: Chelonia mydas (Green sea turtle)
Lineage: Eukaryota; Metazoa; Chordata; Testudines; Cheloniidae
Gene: TMEM107
Product: transmembrane protein 107
Exons: 6
Coding region: 155-577 (140 amino acids)
Biological process (GO): non-motile cilium assembly; protein localization to ciliary transition zone
Cellular component (GO): MKS complex
Source: RefSeq, a predicted model, not a curated record